This is a messenger RNA of Protopolystoma xenopodis, 705 nucleotides long. NCBI's taxonomy places the organism in Eukaryota, Metazoa, Platyhelminthes, Monogenea, Polystomatidea, Polystomatidae. The record is from the annotation of a GenBank genome assembly.
AUGCUGCUCUCACCUCAACGCCCUGAUCCGACCUACCGAGGGGUGAGAGAGACAAGUGAAGCAAGUCGAAGAACAAGACGUUCCACUGCUGAUGCAACAGCACCCUGUCUCGGCCUCGGCCUCGCUGUCAGCUUUGGGUCAACUGAACGGACGACAUGCAAGCCUCAGAAAAGUCAGGACCAGUUGAUAAGCACAUAUCGCGAGAUAAGGCUCAAAGAGGAUGGGUUGGGUGAAUGCAAUCGGUUGUUCAGACGAAAUUGGGUGCGCCCGAGUGCUGGCUUGCCGGAGGGUAGAAAAGUUGUUGUCUGGCGUCAGUUUGUAGAGCCGGCCGUGGAGGUGACGUUGCCCUGCGUCGUCCAAGUGGCCAACGGCCAGGAAGGGUCGUCUAGGGGUGCUUUGGGUCGAGGCCAGAUUGACGCGAUCCGUGCGAAUGGUGACGAUGAGGACACAUUUGCCGGAGUUGGUGAAAAACGGUUUCAGCAAGUAGGUCAACUUGGAGUCGCGAUAGGAGACGUUCAUGGGAUCCUGGUUGCGCAGGGAGACAAAGACCCGAUUGAGGGCGGUCAGCGACCGAUUGAUGUAGCCGGCCUCCUUGGCCAGCGUCGGGUCGCCCAGAGUGUCGGCUUUGAUGAUGUCCUCGAAGCCGGCCAGAUCGCACAGGGCCAACACGCUGCAGUACUCGUUGUCGUGGAGGCGGGAGCGUGA